CUAUGUUUUUGUUAACAUUAAAAAUUGAAAUUUCUCACAAACUUCUUUUAUACAACUUUUUUCGCAAGCAGACACAGAUCUUAAUCAAAAUGUAAAUGGCACUCAAGUCAAAAAACAUGAAGGUUAAUUUAAGUUUCAGGCUGGCUUCCAUUCCAAUUUUCGUAACGUUUUAUUUUGUGUUGGCGGCUGGAAAGAUUUUGCGGCUUCCUUGUUCUUUCUAUUCUGAUCUCAAAAUUGUGCAUGAAAAUUCUCGACUGAUGUUUGGAAAACUUAAAACCAUUGACGUAAAAGGCGACCUUGACUGCGUGAAAAAUUGUAUUCUGCAUGAUUCGUGUCAAUCAAUAAACUAUAACCAUGAAACGGACAAGUGCGACUUAUUAAACAGUACAACUACUGAAAGUGGCAACAAUGGCACUAAGGAAAUUGGAUGGACUCACUAUGAAACUGAUCCUGAUGAUAAAGAGGUCGGAAACGUUUGCGCCACUACGUCACCUUGUAAAGGUCAUUAUUGUGAAGAUAUUUGUGAGUCUCCUGGUUUUAAUUGCACAUGUACUGAUGGACACUAUGGAAAGAGAUGCGAGAAAGAUGUCAGUAUGCCUGUACCGUCGUGCAGAUGGUUAAAGGAACAUUAUCCUGCCGCAAAAAGUGGAAAUUACACAAUUAAACACAAUCAGUUGACUGUAUUUUGCGACAUGGAAACUUCCGGAGGAGGUUGGACAACAAUUGGCAAAGUGAUCACGAAUGGUUCACCAAGCGAUAACGAGCGCACUGGAGGACACAUAUCUGGCGGUGUCGCCGAUCUUUACAAAGUUUCCACAAAUCGUUUUCUCCUAUCUUCUUCUGGUUUUAAAGAACUCAGAAACAUCAUUAACUUCACCCAAUUUCGAUUUUACUGUCACAAAUCUGGUCACAACAGAACCAUUCACAUUGUAACUGCAAACAAUGCAAGUGGAUACGAAGUGCUUAAUUACUUAGAUGGAGAUACAGACACCCGUCCUGGUUCAUGUGGAUCCUACAUUAGACUUGUCGAUGACACGUCUAUUACUACGUCACAGUGUGAAGUAUUGGGCAGAAAUGGUUCUUGGUCAAGGGAAGGCGUAACAAAGACAGCAAGACUUUACGACCAUCUACUAUAUAUUUACAACCUCACCCACAUAAACCUAAGGCACGAUCGACUGGAAUGUGAUGAUUUUUUCAAGACCUCUACCCAUUCAACAGCCGGGAAGUGGUUUUUCUUCGUAAAAUGAUUGACUAGCUUCUUCAAUGUUUUGCAUGAUUGCAGACAAUGCUUUAAUGUCACAGAGAAGCCUAUUUGUCUUCAUGUUGAUAGCUAAUAUUUGCUAAAACUUUCAUGACGUUUAUUUGGAGAGAUUAUUUUUCGUUCUUCUUCACAAUCAAGAUACUUCAAUGUCAGAGAUUUCCAUUCGUCAAAUUUGAUCAAUUUUGUAGGAAUUUGCUUUCAAACAUUGAUGUUAAACUUCAGAAUCUGAUUUUUGAUUCUUUUUUAUCUAGUGUAGUUGUAUAAACGUUUAAUUCGUUUAUGCUUCGGGUAGUUCUGUUUUAGUUUCACUUUUAGUUUUCACUCAAGUUAGGUUAAUUUACUUUUAGCUCCUUUUUGAAAAUUCUAAUUUUUUUGGUCAAGCGGUUUUAAAAAAAUUGCACACAUUUAGAUUUACGUUAAAAAUCGAACCCUAAUAAACAAGAUAAUUAUCAUUUGUAUGUGCAUGGAAUUGUACCAGUAUUGAAUGUACGAAUAACAAAGAAAGUUUUUCCGCCAGAAUUUUAGUUUCGCAAAAAAAAGACUAUUGUGCGAAAUUUUGAAAACAUUUUUAAAUUCAAGGUAUGUUCUUUUUUUUGUUUGUUUGUUUAUUUGUUUUUUGUUUUAUUGUUAAUUUUUUUUUAUUGUUAAUUUUUUUUUAUUGUUAAUUUUUUGUUUAUUGUUAAUGAAGUAAUUUUCUUAAAUUUUAACUAAACGCACACUUUACUGAUUUUAAAAACUUCAAAUUCUAAUUAAAAUACAAUAACAAAAAUAUUAUUAAACACUUUACUUUAGCACUUAAAAAUCCUUUAAGAAUUGUGAUGUGUGUGUUAUAACUUAAUAUUCAUUAUCCUUUUUUGGAAAGAUCUUUAAAGAAAAAUGAGGUUGUGGACAACCUAAGAACGGAAGUUUAACGGGACUCAACUAACUAAAUAAAUUUGUCAAAUUUUACGUCACCUUUGUAUCGAUUAUAUCGCAUUUAUCCUUACGUUUUUUGUAAACAUUCGACAUAUUAUUGCGGCAUGCUGAUUUCCAUUAAAAAUAUCCUGUGAGAAUUCUUAAAUGUGAUUGGUUAUUCUCCAAAUUUUUUACUCACAGGUAAAAAUUAAUAUAAUGGAAAUUCGCUUGUAGUAACUAUAAUAUACACAAACAUAAUAUUUUUUACGCUAGUGAAAUGCAUAGGAAUGCACGUUGUUUUUUAUAAGAAAAUCAUUUUUUGACCUGAGGCUCACUUUUCUUAGUAAAAUACUUGAAUUUAGGCUCAAAUGUUCCUAAAUUUUCUUUUGUAUUCAUUGAAAACUUUUUUGUUAUCUUUAUGAUCAAACUUUGUUAGGAUGUAUGUUUGACUGAAAAAGAGGCACUUGAUUGUGUUGUGUUUUGAAAUUAUGGUGAUUUAAUAACUGUAAAUGUAAAUAAUAAGGUCUCCAGGAAAUGGAUUUUAUCAUGACGCGGCUGGGAAUUUUCUUAAAAUCUUCUUAGCAUCUUGAGGUUUUUGACGCUCAUUUUCUUAUAAAAAUUUUCUUAUAAAAAAACGUGUAUGUAUUUAAUAUAAUAUAUAU
Messenger RNA from Hydractinia symbiolongicarpus, 2817 nucleotides. RefSeq lists its product as uncharacterized. Bases 96 to 1247 code for a protein of 383 amino acids. Lineage: Eukaryota; Metazoa; Cnidaria; Hydrozoa; Anthoathecata; Hydractiniidae. The record is from RefSeq and is a predicted model, not a curated record. The transcript has 6 exons. Gene Ontology annotation, molecular function: oligosaccharide binding.